Messenger RNA from Penicillium daleae, 2058 nucleotides. Its product is annotated as DUF3435 domain-containing protein. The transcript is spliced from 5 exons. The record is from RefSeq and is a predicted model, not a curated record. Lineage: Eukaryota; Fungi; Ascomycota; Eurotiomycetes; Eurotiales; Aspergillaceae. The annotation marks the transcript as partial.
ACAAGCUUAAGCGAUACUGACGAAGGGGAAUCUACAACAGAUCCAGAUAUCGAGACGGAUGACACUUCAUCUGAUAGCGAUAGCGAUGGCUAUGCAGAAGUGCCUAGAUUCUGUCGGAAACAGCACCGAAAACAGCAUACAUCUUCCGAUUCGAGAUGGAAAGACCCUCAACACGCCCUUCGGGCGGCUGGAAAGAGAGAAUUCACGAAGUUUCUCUACUGGGGACUUCGAGUAAAGCGGGGUCAGGACAGGCGACGCGCAAAAGGCAUUAAGAAGGCUAGUACUCUUGAUACGUACUGGAAGAUGUUUCUUCGCCAUUACGAGAAAACCAACGAGGACCCAAUGCCCCAUGAUCUGGGACGAAGAAUGAGAAAGGUUGGACUGAAAUUUUCCAAUAAUGAAUAUAUUGCUGACGGAAUGAUUUCUGAAGAGCAUUCGAAAAAUAGUCAAAAGGAAAGGGAGACUGUUCUCCGCACGAUGGAAAAGCGGUUCCAUAUUGGACUUCAACGAAUGCAACAAUGCCUUUACAAUCUUAUGGCCUGCUUUACGGUGAAUCGAAUCAGUGCAAUGCGAAAGCUCCAAUACAAGCACCUGCAGUGCUCGAUCCAACGAGAUCCAAAAGGAGGGCCGCCCCGCAUUCUACUCGAAAUUACCUACAAGUUUGCUAAAACGCAUCUCGGUGUGACACAAGGCAACACUUUCAUCAUCCCCGAGAUCAUUCAUGAUCCGUCGCUUAUGUUGAGCCCGCAUGAGUUUUUGCUUGGUAUUCUUUUCGACGACGACGCUUUCCGUGCCCCUGCAAUAAAAUCCCGGGACGACCUAAGGAAACUUUGGCUAGAAGAUGGCCGGCAGCAGCUACCACUGCCACUGAAAGCUGAGAAGGAAAAUCAUUAUGUAUUCUGCAAGGUUGUGGCAACCCGCGGCGUCAUUCGGAUUAUUCGAGAUCAGCCAAUCUCGUCCGCAGCUCUGGGUAAGCAGUAUCAAACCACAGGGGAAAUUGCUGGCUUUCCGAAUCUUUACACACAUUGCAACCGCUACGGUGGUGCGACAAUCCUCAAUCAGAGUAGACUUGUGAGCGAUGCACAACAAAACUUAAUCAUGAAACACGCGAGUAUUCGAACAUUUUUGAACCAUUAUCUCCCGCGUCGCAUCGGUACAGACAUGCAGGCAUUGAUGAGAGGUCUCGAACCUGACUCAGCGAUGAUGAGAGCGGUCACUCGGAUGGGGAGAUGGGUUGACACUCGACGGCCGCGCGAGCUUACAGAUGCCCAGAAAGCAAGUGUUGAAGCAAUGCCGGAGCUGCAAGAGGCGAUCCACAAACGUGAUAGGUUCGCUCGAAAACUGAAACAAAGCGGCAAAAAGAGCUGCAGAGGACUGGAUCGACUUGAACAACUCAAGAGAUAUGUGACCAACACACGCAGUCGGCUCCUUUACGAUCUUCGUAAGCGUGUGAGGGAAGAAUUUGAUAGCAGCCAAGCAGUUAAGGAUAUUCAACGACAGCUUGCUGCUGGAACCGCGGUUCAUGACGAUGAAACCAAGGAGCGCCUGGCAGCUAGGGAAAACAUGCUCCCAGAGCAGAUAUUUCUCUUAGAAAAGCUGAUGACAUGGCCGACUUCGUUGUCUUUGGAGCGGGAGUGGAAGCGGCGAAAUGAGGCAGUUGAAGCUGUUCGCAUGUACUGCCGUGUGCGAGAAGGUGGGCCUCGAAGAGGACGACGACCGAAGAACCCCAUUCCUCGUGAUGAUCUUGCACCACACAGCUCCCAUACACCAGCCUUCACACAAACCCCCGUACCAUCCUUACCACGCGAAGAUGCUAUACGAAAGGCAGAAGCACAUGUCCAGGCCGCCGCCAAACCACUAGGAUGCUUCCAAUGUUUUGGAAACCUAGAAGAAUCGGAUGACCGUCGAAUGAAACACUAUUCUCGGCACAAACAUCUUCUGCGUCAUUUUAGAGAAACACAUCUAGAUGACCGUGACUGUAAGUACUGCAAUAUAUCGAUUGAGCAUGAAGAUGGUUUAAGGAGGCAUGCCCAUGAGAAGCAUCGACUCAAGACCUAG